Molecule: messenger RNA, 1293 nt
Organism: Auanema sp. JU1783
Lineage: Eukaryota; Metazoa; Nematoda; Chromadorea; Rhabditida; Rhabditidae
Source: the annotation of a GenBank genome assembly
AUGCAAACUAUAGCGGCACCGCGUGUGCCCCCUCGACCUUCUCCACGGCUAAAUAAUGUGCCAAAUACAUCUAGACCUCCUCCUUCUUUCAUUAACAGGAGCGUAGAUAAAAAUAAAGAGCCUACAGGAGUUUUAAUUCACCAUGUAUUCAAGAAACCUAGAACAAUGGUAUCAGGACUUCCUUCUUAUUCCUCUCAGUUAGAAGAUGAUCACACGAGUUGGUGUACAAUGGCUCUCUGGACUGACGAAUACGUGAAAGUUCUGAUUGAAGGAACUCCCAAGAAUGUUAAUUCUGAAUUGGAAUUAAAAUUUAGUACGAAAAUAUGUGUUCAAAUAGAUCUGAAAGAUUCUGACGGAGUUAUAUUAGAUAGAUAUAGGAAUGAUCGUUUACACGAGUUUCUUAAAACUGAACACUCGAGCAAAUUUGAAUCGAUUGCACUUGCUUCUUUCAAUUUGAAAGCCAAACCAACUACAAAUACACUGGAAGUCAGUGUGAAGAUGUUGCAUAACUCAAAUAACAAUGGUCUCGUACCGGAUAGGCCUAAGCCGAAUAACAAUCAAGGAUCACCUUCAAAUCCCCCUAGAAAACCGUUGUUUUGGAGGGAUUUUUACGAGUUAUUAGGAAAGCAAAAAGGCUUCAUAAAUAUACAUUUGGGGAACGAUAAAGCGGAAGAAAUUAUUGGUCCCUUCAAAUGGCGCUUUGUCUGUAAAAAAACUGGAAAUGAUUAUUCAUUAGAAGGGAGUUAUGAGUUUAUCUACGAUGAACAUAACUCGUCUUCGUGGAACCUAGACUGCAAGAUUCAGCUUGAUCAAGGAGAAGUUAAAGAUCUUUUAAUUACGAACAAAUCAAAAAAUGGCAAGAUUCCAACUUUCCAAUUCAAACAUUUUUCGAAUGUCGAAUGUGGAAAGCAGAUCAGCAUAGUUCUAUCCGAAAUCGUAGAAAAACUGAAAGACCAUCCGAAAACUAUUAUUAGACACCAUCAGCAUCGGGAUCAUGAUGUUGUAGUCCGUUCAGGAAGAGAGAAAUUCUACAUACAUAGUCAAAUUUUGAAUAUUCACUCUGAGACUUUAUUGAGGAUGGCUAAGCCUAUGCCAAAUCAGAAAAGAUUGAUAAAGGAAUUAGUUUUGGAUGAAGGUGGAAAUGCAAAAGCAGUUUACCUUUUCUUGCUCAUUAUGUACAACGCUGCAAAUACAGUACCAGAAGAAUUGGUCAGGAGCAUGUAUGAGUUAUCGGCAAAGUAUGAUGUUGCUGUUGCUUACCACGCUGCACGCACUUCCUGUUCAUCGAAUUAA